Molecule: messenger RNA, 771 nt
Organism: Lachancea nothofagi CBS 11611
Lineage: Eukaryota; Fungi; Ascomycota; Saccharomycetes; Saccharomycetales; Saccharomycetaceae
Source: the annotation of a GenBank genome assembly
AUGAACGUUAACUUUGACAGUGUAUAUCUUGCUAACACGCGUCGCAAUCUACUAUCACAGUGGAGCAGCUCCGUCACACUCCUCAAUGCCGAUCUGGAGCGGUCCUUAGAUUUGGAUUCCAUAGUUUUGCCGCCGAGACAAAAGUCUCUACAGAUAAAUAUCAACCUCAACUACGGCGACGAGGACGACUUAUCCUCGUCACAGUUCACACAUGAAAUUAUCCAGAGUUUAACCAAUUGUAGCGAUUUUUGGCACGAUCUGAACUACAAACCCAGCUUCCAAGCCUCAAGUGCCAGCUGUGUAGAGAUUUCGCUCGAUUGUGAGAUAUUCACCACCAUGAAAACCAAGAGCCUCCUAGAACAGCCGCUUUCGAUUCUGAAACACAUGAACGCCAGGCUGCUGACAGUGACGACCGUCGAUGUGCAAGCAGUUUUCCUCGGCACUUCGAAAUCCGCUCCUGACAUUGUAAAGCAGUGCAACGAAUUUUUGGUGUCACUAUUUGUAUCACAAUUAGAGUUUCAGUUCCCACUGGCAUUUUCCCGAGUAUGCCGUAGUCGUUUUCUCCAGCAAGAGGCUUUUUUGGGACCCAUCUCCUACGCUUUAGCUAACUCAGCUUCAAUGAUACCGAAACUUAUCAAAAUUAUUUCGGAUGACAAAACCGCAACAACAUGCUACCGUAUUCUUCAACUAUCGGGUGACCGCCGCAAAGUCUCCAGAUUACUAAAACUAAAGGACGCCGUUUCUCCUUUCCAGAUACUCAAACAUUCUUGA